AUGUCUCAGCGCAAGGCUACCCCCGAGUUGCUACGCAAGCUCAACGACUUGGCGGCGGCAAGCAGGGUGCUUUUACGCACUCUGGAAGAGAGCGAAGACAUCUACGUUCUUGAGCUAGCGCUGAACGGCGAUCCGCUUCCCGAUGCGAUGCUGCAGCUGACCCAGCAGUGGGACGCGUUGGUCGGCGACAUAGAUCUGUCUAUGUUCACGCGCUGCCGGCUGCAUGUCGACUUGCGCGCAGCAGGCUGCUCACACAACGAUCAUUGCCUUGUUGACGUGAUGGCGCAGCUUUUCCUUCAUCACAACAGGCCGUUAGAGUUGCCUGUCUUAGAUGCGUCUUCGUGGAGAGGUGGCGAGGUGUACCUUGACUACGGCCACCCGCUGGCGUGCUUCGCCGCCGAAGCCGACGUUCUUGUAAGCAGAGAUCCUGUGCGGUCUACGUUCACACGCCGGUUCGACGAUGCCAGCCGUGAUUGGUCGGGCGUAGACUACGUGCUUGUUGUCUGCAGCUCGCUCGCGUCCGAGAGUGUAUUCCACGAGAGCAACUGUGUCUCCGUCAUAUGGUGGAACAUCUUGGAUACAGACUCGCCACACUGCUCUAACGAGCAUGGGGGCAUGUAUGCAGAGGGCACGCACGACACUGUAAUGGCGGCGGUGCUCGAUGCUAUGUACAAUCGUGGCGUGCCCCCCAGCGCCUGA
Messenger RNA from Fimicolochytrium jonesii, 699 nucleotides. RefSeq lists its product as uncharacterized. Lineage: Eukaryota; Fungi; Chytridiomycota; Chytridiomycetes; Spizellomycetales; Powellomycetaceae. Bases 1 to 699 code for a protein of 232 amino acids. The transcript has a single exon. The record is from RefSeq and is a predicted model, not a curated record.